Pezoporus occidentalis (night parrot) is the source of this 2622-nucleotide messenger RNA. It is a transcript of the gene CSF1, whose product is annotated as colony stimulating factor 1. Gene Ontology annotation, cellular component: membrane. Gene Ontology annotation, biological process: osteoclast differentiation; positive regulation of macrophage differentiation. The record is from RefSeq and is a predicted model, not a curated record. Gene Ontology annotation, molecular function: growth factor activity; cytokine activity. NCBI's taxonomy places the organism in Eukaryota, Metazoa, Chordata, Aves, Psittaciformes, Psittacidae. The transcript has 10 exons. The coding region runs from base 118 to 1395 and encodes 425 amino acids.
GGCGCUAUAAAGGGGAGCGCGGCGGCGGUGGUGGCUCAGCCCGGCCCCGCUCGGCCCCGCCGCCGCCUCGCUCGCUCCGCCCGGCCCCACAGCAGCCCCGGCCCCACGGCAGCCCCCAUGCCCCGCCUCGGAGCCAAGGUGUGCCUGCUCCGCUGCACCCUGCUCUCCUCCCUCCUCAUCCUCCUGCUCUGCAGCAUCCAUGAGACGGAGCAGAACAGAUACUGCCAGCAGAUCAUCACCGAGCGGCACCUGGCUGAGCUGGAGGAGCUGGCUGACACCCAGAUGCAGCACCCGGGCAGAGUCUCCUUCAAGUUCAUCAACAAGAUGCAGCUGAACGACUCCGUUUGCUACGUGAAAGCAGCUUUUCCUCUGCUGGGCAAGAUCCUGGAGCGCACGGAGUUCAAGGAGAACUCCUCCAACGCCAAGAAGAUGCAGAUGGUGCGCAGGAUGUACAGCCACAUCGACGAGAGCUUUGACCCCUGCAUCAGGGAGGAGGAUGAAGAGGAGAGGAAGCUCUCCCAGAUGUGCUUCGAGGAGUUCACCACCUCCCCAUACGAGAUGCUGGUGCUGGUCAAGCACUUCUUCCAGGACAUCAACCAGCUCCUGCAGAACCAGGAGACCUUCGAGCGGGAUUGCAGCCAGGUCUACCGCAGGGCCUGCCUGGCACCCAGGCGAGCUGCAGCCUCCCCAGGUGUGGGGACAGAUCCUGACUGCAAUUGCCUGUCCCCUGCCCUCCCUCCUGCCACCCAGCCCUCCCUCUCCGCUGCCACCCAUGCCAGCAGCGAGGAGGCACCCGCUAGCACCCGGCUCCCUUACAGCCUCCUCCAUGCCACCCUCACUGACUUAGACGCCCCAUCACAGCCCCCCAGUAACACGGACGGCGGCUCGGGGACCGGGGAGGUCCUGGCUGCUGGGAGCAGCGCAGGAAGGAGCCGCCCGCCAGGGAGGGCCAUGGGGAGCCCCUCGUCUACAUCACGGUGGCCAGCGCGGUGGCCGUGCUGCUGGCCAUGGGGGGGCUGCUCUUCUACAAGUACAGACCCAGGGUCCUGGAGCGGCCACUGGAAGAUGGAGACCGUGACCCCGAGGAGCCAGAGAGGAGGGCACUGCAGGGAGCAAGGGAAUGUCCAGACCUGGAGACUCAGGACCUCUGAGGGCCCGAGGCGGGAUGUGAAGCUGCUCGGGGGCUGGAUCCGGAUGCUCCUUGCUGUGUGCAGGAAGGGUCGGCGCGCACCGGCCCCGCUGCGGUCCUGCCAUGAUGCUGACGCUCCCUCUUCCCUCGCCCCAGAGACUGCACAAACCUCCCUGGCAGGGACAAAAGGAUGGGGGGGGGAUGCACCCCUAGUGGGGACCCCCGGGCUCCGAAGGGAUUCAGGACGGUGGCAGUGGCUGAUGUGAGGCCGCGGUGCUGAGCGGGAUGCUGGGGGUGCUGGAUGUGGGAUGAUGAUGAGGAUGGAUCCUGCUUGGACAUGGCCAGUGCUGGCUGAAGAUGGAGGGGAUCAGCUCCAUGAAUCUUCUCCCACCCCAGCAUGGCGGGGCUUGGAGCAGCACCCAUCACUUCAUCCUGCCUUUCCCAAGGCUUCAUCUGGAGCAUCCUGGAUGCUGGGGAUGGGGAGGGGGGGGUGACAGUCACCUGGACCCCCUCCAAGCUGCACAACCCCAACUCACAACUGCAACCCUCACACUGUGAAUAUUUAAAGCCCACCAGUGCCCGUGUCCCUGCAUGGGGAUGGGUUUGGGGGUGAUGCUUGGCACCGUCCUGCUCCUCAUCCUCCUGCCGCCGGAGCUCCGGCUCCGGUCCCGGUCCCGAGCUGGCCUCGGUGUGCUGCGAGGGGUUUAUUUGUAAUAGAGCAAAUCAAAGCCUUUUAUCCCACAGGAAUAUUUGAGGGGGGGGGCCCUCCUGCCCCCUUGCAGGGUUCUUGAUGCGAGCUGGCCUCGCCUCCGACUGGAUUUCCUCUUGUGACUGCGCUUUAAAGAAGGGAAAUGGGGCUUGGGAAUGACUUGGAUCAAUGGGGAUGUUUGGGAUGGAGAUGCCCAAGUUGGGUAGUGAGGGGCUUUUUGGCUCAGCCCCGCUUCCUGGCUUAGGGAAUAGCCCGGUUUGGGGUGCACCAGUCCCGGUGGUACCCACAACAGUGGGCUUGGGCUGCAUCCUGCAUCCCUCUGGCCCCAAAUGUGAAGCGUGGCCCGCGCUGCUCUUGGGUUUUGAAGUAUUAUUUUUAUAUGAUGGAAGAAAACGUGGACAAAACCAAACUGUUUUUAAAGAAAGCAUUACUAUUAAUUGUGGUUUUUAUAUAUAUAUAUAUAUGUAUGUAUGUGUGUGUAUUUAUGACUGCCAGAAGGAGGGGGUUCCAGUGCAAGGGACUUGGUGUAAAUCAGGAGCAAAGCCCUGACUGCAGCAAGGAGGCUGUUGGUGGAAGCACUGAUUUGCACCAUGGGGAAAGGGGGGGGGGAAUCUUGCCUUUAAGCUGUUGUUGGAUUUAUUUUUGCCUUUUUAUUUUCUCCUGGUUUUGAUACAAGGAAAUGUUGGAAUAUUUUAUACAAAGUCAUUUAAAGAAGUUUAUUUAAAGAAAAGCAUAGAAAGCAGCUUGUAUAUUUAAUAUUAUUAAUAAUAAAAGGUGACGUGGA